Molecule: messenger RNA, 1026 nt
Organism: Chilo suppressalis (striped riceborer)
Lineage: Eukaryota; Metazoa; Arthropoda; Insecta; Lepidoptera; Crambidae
Source: the annotation of a GenBank genome assembly
AUGUUGGGUGCUUGUGUGUUUGUGGCGCUGCUGGUGAUAACUACAGCUGAGAAAGUGGCAAAAUUCAAGCUGAACGAUGGAAGGGACAUGCCCGCAUUAGCUCUAGGCACGUAUCUUGGAUUCAACCAGAACGGGGUGAUAAAAUCUGAGAACAAGCAACUUCGUGAUGCUGUCCUGAAUGCUAUAGAUCUGGGUUACCGCCAUUUCGACACGGCCUCCAUCUACGACACGGAAGAGGAAAUUGGAGAAGCCAUCAAAAUGAAGAUUGAUAGUGGCGAUGUGAAGAGAAGCGAUAUAUUCUUGACUACGAAGUUAUGGAAUACGCGCCACAGGAGAGAUCAGGUGUUGCCAGCUCUAAAAGACUCCCUCACCAAGCUUGGAAUGGAUUACGUCGAUCUUUACUUGAUGCACUGGCCUAUUGGUCUGAAUGAAGAUUACUCGCACUCCGACGUAGAUUUCAUGGAGACUUGGCGCGGUCUCGAAGAUGCGAUGAAGCAAGGUCUGACUAAAGCCAUCGGCGUUUCCAACUUCAACGAGGAGCAGCUAAAACGGAUGCUGGAAGAGGCGACGGUGAAGCCAGCGGCUUUACAGAUAGAGAUUCAUCCUCAAAUAGUCCAAAAAGACCUUGUAGACUUCGCUCAAGAGAACGGCAUUGUAGUCAUGGCUUACAGCCCAUUCGGUUCUCUGGUCUCCAGGUUCGGUAUGCAGAUGCCUGGACCAAAGAUGGACGAUCCUGUGCUUACAGAGAUCGCGAACAAAUACAAGAAGACAACCCUCCAAGUCGUAUUGAGGUGGUUGGUGGACAGAAAAAUUGUGCCGAUAGCGAAAAGUUUGCACGCGAAACGCCAAGCGGAGAACAUCAACAUCUUCGAUUUCAGCCUGAGCGAAGACGAGAUACGGAAAAUAAACGAAUUCGACAGCCAUACAAGGUUCACUUUGCCGUCGUUUUGGCAGACUCAUCCCUACUAUCCGUUCGACAAAAUAGACACUCCCAUAGCUGAUCCGUUCGUGAAGUCAAAUAUGUAG